AUGCGGGGCCAUGAGGGCCCCAGAAGAACCCACUGCCUGGAAAUGACAUUGUUUCAGAUUAUUCUCUAUUUCAAACUCUACUACUUCCCCUUCUGGUGGGUCUGCACUAUUGUCAUGUUACAUCUAACGUUCUGGCAGCUGGUGGGAUAUUUCUGGACGGUGGAAAUCGCUCUCCUGGUUGUGAUGUCUCUUGUGGUGGUGAUUAGGAUGUAUCUGGGUGACAUGACCUGCAGGAGAAGGUGCCAGAGGUGGCUGGUUUGGCUGCUGGUGUCCGUUGUGCUGUACCUGCAUCUGUCUGAGAAACCCACUGAGAAGGGGUUGAAGACUGUAAGUGGGCUUGCUGCUGGGGUAGCUAGUGGUGGGUUCCUCACCCUCAGAGAGAUACUGUGUCAGCUCCUGUCUUGCUUUCACCUCCGACAAUUCGACCAACAAGAGGAGGAGGUCCCGAGCACCAGCUCCCCGUAUGACCCCCAGCCUGACACCCAGCCAUAA
This is a messenger RNA of Callorhinchus milii (elephant shark), 492 nucleotides long. Its product is annotated as transmembrane protein 17-like. Bases 1 to 492 code for a protein of 163 amino acids. The record is from RefSeq and is a predicted model, not a curated record. Lineage: Eukaryota; Metazoa; Chordata; Chondrichthyes; Chimaeriformes; Callorhinchidae. The transcript has a single exon.